AUGGACCGUAAAAGUUUGGCUCGGUUACGAGGCGGCGCGGCACACCUUUGGCGAAACAUCAUCAACCGUUCGUCCAUUCGGCGCGGCCGCGGUGUGUUGCUUGGUACACCUGGCGGUGAAGGGUCAUCCUCUGCCCAUCAUCGUCGCUUGGCAGCUUCGAAGCGUCCCUUGUGGCGACCGGCCAACGAAACGGAACGACUGACAACGGCACGGAGGACAGCUGCGAGGACGUGUCGCGCCUCGGAAAUUAAGCUUGACAAAGGCGCAAAUGUGCGAGACAGUUGGUUUGGCGUCCAGUCCCGGCGAGCUGUCAUCCAAGUUGAGCGUCUGGUUAGCUUAAUAAACGGAACUAACCGUCCAUUCACUUUUCCCCAUCCCAUUUCAGACUGUGACUGUGUCAAAAUCACUCGUCUCUCGGUGCCCCGGGCGUACAUCCUUGCCAAUUACCAUCGAGAGUUGGGUGACAGCAAUGAGCUGUUCUUCGGUGGCGGAGGAGCCACAGCUGAGGCCUCCCGAAGUCGAACCGUGUUCCGGUACGAGGAAAAGGCCAGCCAAAAUCGACCACCUCCACCGCUGCCACCGUCGCCGCCAAGGGACAGCAGCAGCAGCAGCCUAGACGAAGGGCACCACCAUCACCACAACGAGCACCUGGUGCUGGACUGCGAGUACGAGAUCGACCCGGACGAGAGCAUGUUUGUGCUGAAAUGGCUCUUCAACGGGAAGACAAUCUAUCAGUGGAUUCCACCGGCGCGGUCACCGUUCGGUUUUACGGCCAUGGGGCGACAAAUCAACCGGACGUACACAAUCAAUGAAAAUCCGAUGCACAAACACCGGGCCCUGGCGCUGGUGAGGCCGCUGAAGAACUUUACCGGGGAGUACACCUGCUCGGUGUCGACAUUCCAGAGCCAGGAUAUGCGGUCCGCUCGGAUGGUGAUGAUUGUUCCGGAAAGCAACUUCGUCCUUCGGUACUACACCAGCAACAUAAGCAACCUCGUGAUGGUGCUCUGCAGUGUGUACGGAUUCUUCCCCGCUCCUGAGCUGUCACUCUGGAUCAACGAGUACCGACUGGACAACAUCACCGAGAAUACCCUGCUAACCCAGUCGGACCUGUACGACAGUUCCGUCAGCAUUCACCUGGUCCUGUACGAGCGAAUCCAGCAGGACGAUGUCAUCAAAUGCACUCUCAGUGUCAAAGACACCGAUUACAGCAAAACCAAGGAAACUGUGUUCAUUGAUGUAAAUAGAGACCCCGUACCAGAGCACAAUUCCGUUUUCGAUCACAUCAGCUCAACAACUCACGAAUCACCGAGUUCGUCAGCGGAAAGUACGAGUUCGACUACUUCGCCCAGCACCAGCACUUCAAGCCACGAUCCGAUCGUGGCAUCACCGUACUCCACAACCCCCACCAGUAGACUAUCGAACGAAGUCUACAAAGAGCCGGACGCCGUGAAGCAUCCGGCAUCGGCGGUGACGGUGCCAGCACCAGCGGCACCUCGGGUAGUCCAGCACCACUUUUCCCCUUCCUUGCAGCCGGCGGUCGUUCGGUUGAAGCCAACGCCACCACGGAUCCGAACGGCCGGCGGAGAACAUCUAGGGGGCGUAGACUCCGACGAAGUGACAAACGUGGUGAACUUCAAGGAGGUGUUCAAUGAGAACAUGCUGUACAGCAGUGGCGGCAGCGGAGCCCUUCGACCCAACGGAAUCCUCCAGCGUCACUGGCUCACCGUUGCCGCCGCCACCACCACCGCGUUCGUCCUGACGACAACGGCGACGACGAUGAUGAAGAUGCUGAUGCUGAGGAGCAGCAGGCUGUAAUAUAUCCACGAACGAAGCGAACAACUCCGGCGAACGGACGACGGGCGGCGAACGAUGGAUCGUGAAACGUGGCUUACCUUACCUAUACUCGACGAUGACUACGACGAUGCCAAUUCCGAUUCCGACGAGCAGCAGAGGAAUUCUAAACAAAGUCGAAUAAGAACAUUGUUAGCGUUAAGUGUGAUAAGAAAGUAAAGGAAGAAGUGGUCGCUGUUCUUUAUAAGAGAUGAAGAAAAAAAAGUUCAAAAUGACAAGUGCUACUAGACUACAACAGGCAGCCACUCCAGUCUGGUCAGCAGAAGUUUCAAUGAAAUUGAAGUAAAACUAGUUUUUGCACUCGCGCUGCUGGCUGACCGGAGAAGAGCGCAGUGAAUUCCCAUCGAAGUGUGUCGACGAGGGGAGCUGAUCUGGGGGGACAAAACAAAUAAAACAGACUAUAAAUGUGAUAACUACCAACUGCUCCUGAACAUGUUCCGACUAUCGGGAGGCAGCUGAUACACGGCUGAUAACUAAGACGAUAUCGAAUGCCAACCCGGGGUGCAGUCUGUUCAAUGACGACGAGAAAGGACGAUAAACGAUAAACAGCCGCCGUGGAGCCGGAUAUUGGAAAAUUGAAAACCGAUUCGAUGGCACUCUUGGGAAAACUUUCCACAAUAAGGACACAGUCAGUUUUGUGGCGACGUCGUCGUCCGUGUGUGUGUGUGUGUGUGUGCAAUGUGCAUGUCAGUCAGUGUAUGAUCUCUCUUUAAAAACCAAUGUAAAUUGUUGUUUGGCUUGCUGCAGUUUGAAGCAUUGGAAAACCAAGGAGGGAGGGGAAGCAGAUGCCAAACCGAUGCACUGGGUGAGGGGAGGGGCUUGAAGCUUUUGCUGUUAUAACUCACUUUCGAGAGAAUAUGUAUUAAAUGCGCGCAACUUGGUGGGGGACAGAGAAAAAGAGGGUCGAGGGACGAAGAAGAAAUAUUAUAAAGCUCGACCCGAAUGAUGUAAUAUUUUUAGGAAUUCAAAUUUAAUUAAUUCACCAUAAAAUGUAAAUAUAGCUGCUAUGUAUGAAAACCUGUGGAAAAUGGGAGUUGUCCAUCCGCUCGAGAGGGUGACGACAAUGAAGCAAAAAAAGCAGUUAGUGGAAAAUAAAGAUCAGUGAUGGUAAACCAGACAGAGCUGCAAUGGUUGAAUCUUGCUUCGAAAGCCUUUUCCCGUCUUCCGUUUGUGCGGUGCGCUCACUGGGUAGUAGCAGUUUCAAAAGUGGAAUGAAAAUAAAUAUUGUUUGAAGAUCUCCAAGGACUUGGCUUGUGCUAGUUCAAGAUGUUUGUCGUUUGGUUCAGUCGUAAUGGGGUCAUUUAUUUGAGUUGA
This is a messenger RNA of Aedes albopictus (Asian tiger mosquito), 3165 nucleotides long. RefSeq lists its product as uncharacterized. Lineage: Eukaryota; Metazoa; Arthropoda; Insecta; Diptera; Culicidae. The record is from RefSeq and is a predicted model, not a curated record. The coding region runs from base 1 to 1815 and encodes 604 amino acids. The transcript is spliced from 7 exons.